This is a messenger RNA of Gastrolobium bilobum, 354 nucleotides long. RefSeq lists its product as uncharacterized. The record is from RefSeq and is a predicted model, not a curated record. The transcript has 3 exons. Gene Ontology annotation, cellular component: nucleus. Gene Ontology annotation, biological process: maturation of SSU-rRNA from tricistronic rRNA transcript (SSU-rRNA, 5.8S rRNA, LSU-rRNA). NCBI's taxonomy places the organism in Eukaryota, Viridiplantae, Streptophyta, Magnoliopsida, Fabales, Fabaceae. Bases 1 to 354 code for a protein of 117 amino acids.
AUGGAUUCCAUCAAUGGGAACCACCCUGCACGUGAGGGAACAGAACCUGUCUCUAGGAUUCUCCUGCAAGAAGAUAUCAUUUUGCUUCUCUCUCGUUGGUAUGCCCUUCAAAUGGCCGUCCAGAACAAGUGGGGUGGCACCGACUCCCUCCAGAAAUUCCACCAGCUUGCUGCUGAUAUUUUCUCUUGGUUCUCCAAAUCCAAUGCACCGGUUCCUGUCGAAGAUUUAGAAAAUAUGCUCCACGAAUCUAUGUUGCUAACAUUCAACACAGAGAUAGAAGAUGGCAGCAUUGAACAGGUAGCAGAACAGUUGAUCGCUAUCCAUGAAGAGUACUUGUUACGUCAGUCAUCUUAA